Podarcis raffonei (Aeolian wall lizard) is the source of this 1445-nucleotide messenger RNA. Its product is annotated as protein arginine N-methyltransferase 8-like. Gene Ontology annotation, cellular component: plasma membrane. The transcript has 6 exons. The record is from RefSeq and is a predicted model, not a curated record. Bases 1 to 621 code for a protein of 206 amino acids. Gene Ontology annotation, molecular function: protein-arginine N-methyltransferase activity. NCBI's taxonomy places the organism in Eukaryota, Metazoa, Chordata, Lepidosauria, Squamata, Lacertidae. Gene Ontology annotation, biological process: peptidyl-arginine methylation.
AUGAAGGAUUUCAAAGAAAGCAAAUAUUAUAAGAUCUAUUUCCCCAUAAUUCAUCAACAGAAACCUGGGGGGCUUAUGUUUCCAGACCGGGCUGCAUUGUAUGUGGUAGCAAUUGAAGAUAGGCAGUACAAAGACUUCAAAAUCCACUGGUGGGAGAAUGUAUAUGGCUUUGAUAUGACCUGUAUCAGGGAUGUUGCCAUGAAGGAACCCUUGGUGGACAUUGUAGACCCAAAGCAGGUGGUGACCAAUGCCUGUUUAAUAAAGGAAGUGGAUAUUUAUACAGUGAAGACUGAGGACCUGGUGUUUACCUCUGCCUUUUGCCUCCAAAUUCAGCGCAAUGACUACAUUCACGCCUUGGUUACUUACUUUAAUAUAGAAUUUACAAAGUGCCACAAGAAAAUAGGGUUUUCUACAGCACCAGAUGCCCCUUACACCCACUGGAAGCAAACCGUCUUCUACCUGGAAGACUACCUAACUGUAAGAAGGGGUGAAGAACUCUAUGGAAGCAUAUCCAUAAAGCCAAAUGAAAAAAAUGUGCGUGACUUGGAUUUCACAGUAGAUUUGGAUUUCAAAGGGCAGCUCUGUGAAAUUUCUGUAUCUAAUUCCUAUAAAAUGCGCUAGUGUGCAACUGUCUUCACAAGAGAAGAAGAGAGCAGCAAUUCCUGGUCUGCACAUCUCAAGCUGGGAACAAUUGCUUCCAGAUUUUCAAACUACCUGAACUGAAUAGCUGACAAGUCCUUACAGCACAAAGCACCGGCUGUGGAUCGCUAACAUGAAUGUAUGGAUGUAGUUUCUGUCUAGACUACAGUAAACAACCCUCUUUGUCAAAACAAACAGAACCCACAGUCCACUAGGCGUAUAACUUACUAUGAGUAAGAUUCUUCCAAGCUUUGCAUGCUAUAUGUAUUUUUUCUUACUGAAAAGAUCUUUUAUGACAUUGUUGUGCAUAGAUGACAGAGUUAUAUUAAUAAAGUAUAGAACAUUAGUCUCUGAAUUGGAUUUGUUUCUGUUCCAGCUAGCUGAGAAAAUAUUGAAAUUGCAAUCCUGAACACACAUUCUGCUGGAACCAGCAGGAUGGACGUGGGCAAAAUCUUUUAAUGAAGCGAGCAAUCUUUCUUACCUGUUUACUGUACUUUCUGGAAAAUGCUUGAACUUGUUAGUACAAACUAGGAGUUGAUUUAAAACAAAUUAGCACCAUUAUUUUAUGAAUACAGUGUUUGUUCUAUUUCUCUGUCUGUAAAAGUGGAUUUUGGUUCCUGGUUCAACUGCAGCAGUGGCAACGCGGGACAUUGGAAGUGUCGUUUCCAUUGUGAUGAGUUGUAUGGAACUGUCCCAAAACAUACAGACUGGAGCUUUAUGAAAUGGUGUGUUCCUUUCUUGCUGUAAACAAGAAAAAACAAAACAUAAGAAUAAACAAAAAUAAAUAAACAAAAGCUUUUUAUUUA